Molecule: messenger RNA, 566 nt
Organism: Geodia barretti
Lineage: Eukaryota; Metazoa; Porifera; Demospongiae; Tetractinellida; Geodiidae
Source: the annotation of a GenBank genome assembly
CUCCCCAAUGCGCCACUACCUGAUGAACCACUCUUUAAUAGGCCAGUACCUGAAGGACCAUUCUUUAAUGGGCCACUGUUUGAGGGACCAUUAUCCAAUGGGAUAGGCCCAUUGCCCAAUGGUCCUCUACCAGAUGUUGCACCAUCAACAAACCCUGCUACAGAGGAUCAUACCACCCCACAGAGUAGUGCAUCAGUCGUCACAAACCUCAUGUUCCACAACAAGAACACACAAAGAACUCUCCUACUGCAUAAUGGAGGCUACUUUCCUUUCCAUAAACCUCUCCACUCUUUUUCCCCUCGCUACCAGUUUCCUUUCGGGCGUCCCUUCCCAUUCGUUCCCUACAGAUACAUUCAUCGCCAGCCUCACUUCUCUACAAACCAAGACCCAUUUCCAUACGUUUCAAACAGCUUCUGCAACUGUGACUCUGGCAGCAGCUGCAUGAUCUCUUGCCACUACUCUCCACAUUACAAAUUUGGCUACCGGCAGUACUAGAUUCAUCAUGUAUCAUGAACAAUAAUAAUAUAGAACACAACCUUGUUUAGAGCCACCAAGUAUUGUUCCAC